AUGAUGAUUCUGUUAUCCUUAUCGCAUGGUGCACCUGUUGAUAAACAUUCUACUCACUGUCAAGUCAGCAAAACAGCCCGAGGUUUGAUAAAACAUCUAUUACCGAUGUCAUUGAUACUCGGAGGAGACGUUUACAGGUCGUAUGUGAAUGUAGUAAGUCUGAAAUUUUGUUUCAUACAUUAGCCUAGUUUCAAUAAAUCGGUCAGUGAGCAAGGAAGAAUGCCUUGAGUAAAAAAGUAACUCAGAGUUUUCAGUAGAUCCUUCAGCAACUAACCAUUCAGGCCUCAUGCAGUCAGACAGUAAGUCAGUCUUUGGGUGAGUCAGUCAGUCGGUGAGUCAUUCAGUAAAUCAGUCACUCAAUCUCUUCCUUGUAAAUCAACUUCCAUACAAAGAAAAAACUCUGAAUGAAAUCUAUUCUCUAUUCUCCACUUAAAAACAAAUUUUUUAAGUUGACGGGUUGCCCACAGAAUUGUUCGAGGGGCUGUCUAGAUAGAUUGAUUAAUGACUUUUUAAUGACUUUGAUUAAUGACUUAGAGAAACUAUCUGAUUGAUAGAUUCACUACAUGACUUGGGCCAAUUGGCUCCAAAUUUGGUACUCUUCAUUAACAGAUUGAUCAGUCGAUGGAUCUUUCAGUAACGCAAUCAAUUUAUUAAAUGACUGAGAGGGUCAGUUUUUUCAUUCAACUAAAUACACUAUAAUUGAUUUUUUCAAUGUUCAAUUUUGUUUCUUGGAUUGCUUUCAUUUCACUUCAACGUUUUGUUUAGUCCAAGCAAUGGCUCACCCCAGCUGACCAGUGGACAACUGCCGAAUUUUCGUUCUCUUUACAACAACCGCUGAAUAGAAGCAGAUUACAGGUGCGUCCUUUUUGCUCAGUAUUCUCCUCCAAUCUCUUCAAUACUCGAUGUGUGUAACCCUUUUAUAUCCAGACCUUAUACCGUCAUCUAAUCUAAGAAAAUAACAUUGUCUAAAUAAACCAGUUUAUUCUGAAACGACAUUCUCUAACGGCUAAUGAUCCACUUGUUUUCAGCCUGGAAGACUUCUCCUUGCUGAUAAAAAUAUUCUGAGCAGCUUCCUAUCCUUGAUUCAAAAUUCUACCGUCAAUUUCCGGAGAUUUCCUGACGGUGCAGCAGCCGUUCAGCAGUUGAUGAAUUUGGAGAGUGCACUGCGAAACAUGAUAUCGUACCUGCGAAAACUGGAAAUGGUUUUUGCCCUGGUAAGUGCAAUGAACUUUCGUGAGAACGAGCACAAAUAUUCGCAAAUAAGUCGAACGAGUAUUCUUAAAUACCAGACAAUUGACAUUCUUAUCAUGAAUGCUUCUACGAGAAGCAUUUUGAAAGGCCCUCUAGAUUGAUCAAUGUGACGUAUUAAGCAAUUUUUGGAUGAGGUUAAGUUAAGUACCAUCAAAUAUCAAUGCCGAGGUGAGAAAAAUAUUUGGAGGCCACGGAUUUAGCUAAAACCGAGGCCCCAAUAUAUUUUCCUACCUUGGCCAGAAAAAUUUUCAAAUUUUUCACAACUUCGCCUGUUCCUGUUCGUAUGUCCCGCCUGGCCCCCGUAUAGCUGCUAACUAUGGCUUUUAAAUACAGGCGUUUAGUUAACUUGUAAAACUCUCCAAAGAAAUCUACGAAAGUUAGACGACACGCGUCAGAGAAUAAAGAAGUUUUACUACUGUUCGUAAAGUGCUGCUCACUACUUUAGUUUUAAAACAUUGCUCAAAAAAUUGAAUAUGUCCUGAGAGGAAUGCCCUGAGUGUUUAAACUUAACGAAUGGAAGCUUCACUGUGGUAGCAUCCUUCCUUGCAGGGCUCUCCCUCAAAUGCAACAGCACCUGUGGGAUCUGUCAUAAGUGGAAGCCAUGUCUCAGCAGUCAUGCCCAUACGCAUCUCUCAGAUCACUUCCCAAAACUCAACUGGACUCCUGAAUUCUACCUCACCUACAAUUCACAGCAUAGCACUUCGCGUGUCGUUGGUUUUGAAUGAUCUAUAUUCUAGCCUUCUUGAUAUUGACGUUGACUUCAACAAGAUUCUGAAAACUAAGUGCAAAAAAGAGUAA
Messenger RNA from Pocillopora meandrina, 2049 nucleotides. NCBI's taxonomy places the organism in Eukaryota, Metazoa, Cnidaria, Anthozoa, Scleractinia, Pocilloporidae. The record is from the annotation of a GenBank genome assembly.